Molecule: messenger RNA, 3222 nt
Organism: Sardina pilchardus (European sardine)
Lineage: Eukaryota; Metazoa; Chordata; Actinopteri; Clupeiformes; Clupeidae
Product: BAR_ACAPs and ArfGap_ACAP domain-containing protein
Exons: 22
Coding region: 659-2836 (725 amino acids)
Cellular component (GO): cytoplasm
Molecular function (GO): GTPase activator activity; protein binding
Source: RefSeq, a predicted model, not a curated record
GUUGGUAAAAUCAUCAUAGGCUAUUUAAACAACGCCUUCUUUCCUCUUCAGAACAAGCAAGAUGUUCUAACUCCGGAAAUCUAAGAGGCUGAUUUUCAUACGGCAGUAUGCAUGCGCAUGGAGGCAGCUGUCAACAUUUCAGUAACCACAUCGAGGAAUGCAUUAUUAAUUUACGGGUUAAGUCACGUGCAUUUCCAUAUUGUAUUUAUCACUGCAGGCAAUAAGCCUGUAGAUUUAGUUGUAGACUAAUAACACUCGUCUUCUCUGUUGACACCCUCAAAAAGGGAUGCACUUUCCGUUAGCUCGCUAGCCAGCUUUUGUAAUGGUUUUAUCCCGGUAAUGAGUAUAUUAGGACGGCAAGAACGACGUUAGGGAUGGAGGGUCUCUCCUUGUUGUUUUAGCAAUUGUUUUAAUUGUACAGACUGUUCAUUUUCAGAAACAAUAUGGCUAACAUUUAGCUAAGUUACAUCAGUGUCCCAAAUUGUUACUUGGUUUCUAAUGAUGAAUAAUUUAUUGGAAUACAAUGCCGCAUGAUCAGUGUGUCAGUGUUUUACUCUUUAAAUGAACUGGAAGAAUAGUGUUGUUUAAGCUGCUAGGGAGGUGACAUAUGCCACAAACAAAGCCAUUAUUUGACAACUGCGCCCUUUGAAGUGCCACGAUGGAUUCUUUUUUGGAUUUCGAAGAAUGUAUCAAAGAUUCACCACAUUUCAGGGCCUCUCUGGAUCAAUGUGAGAGUGAUGUAGCGGAAUUGGAGAGCCGAGUUGGAAAGGUGAUGAAGAUGUGUACUAAGAUGGUGGAGGCAGGCCAAGCAUACAACAACUCCAAUCAGCUGUUCCUGGCUGCAUUGGCAGAGUUUUCCUUGUAUCACAAGCGAGACAAUGUCGUUAUGAACUGCCUGCGCCAGUUCACUCAGGGGCUACAAGAGAUGAUGCAGUUUCAUACGAUGCUAUUUGACCAGACCCAGAGAGCCAUCACCCAGCAGCUCACCAAUCUGCUCUCACAGUUCAUGCCUCAGAUAAAAGACACCCGAAGGGAAUUUGUGCGGAUCGGGGAGGACCUUGAGACGGCUGCCGCGAAGAACGCCCAGAUCUCCCGCCACAAAACCACUGAGGCUGAGAGGGCCAGCCACCUACUGAUAGCAACACGCAAGUGUUAUCAGCACUUUGCCCUGGACUACUGUUUGCAGCUGAACAACUUUAAAGUCCAACAGAAGCUGGACAUCUUAAACUCGGUCUUCUCCUACUUCCACGCCCAGUACACCUUCUUUCACCAAGGCUACGACUUGUUAAGAGACUUGGAGCCCACCAUGAAGACUAUGGCCACACAGCUUGCUCAAUUUUCCACGGAUUGCUCAUCUAAGCGAAAAGAUCUGGAGAACACGCAUCUUCUUGUCCAGCAACGAGAUGCCUCUGGGGAGCCUGUCAUUGCCUGCACGCCAGCAGAUGGUGGAACUAUACAAGGAUACCUCUUUAAGCGCUCACGCAGGAAGAACAAGACAUGGAAGAGAUGCUGGUUCUCCACUGAAAACAACCAGCUAGUGUACACUAAAUCACACAAGGAGAAGCCCACAAUGCUGUUUGAUGACCUCAGACUGUGCGCCGUGAAGCCGCUGGACAGCAUUGACCGGCGCUUUUGUUUCGAGCUGGUGUCAGUUCAGAAGUGCUGUGCCCUGCAGGCGGACUCGGAGGAGCUGAGGCAGGCCUGGAUCAAUGCUGUGCAGGGCAGCAUAGACAUGGCCUACCGCCAGAAGGAGGAGGCGCAGCAGCCCCAGCCCAAGCAGAACUCCCCUCCGGUGCAGGCUGUGGUCCCCCCACCAGGGCAGCCGCCCCCCAGGCAGGCUGUGCUCGGCGUGGCCCUGCAGGGCCCUGGGAACCAGCGCUGCUGCGACUGUGGAGAGGAGGAGCCUCGCUGGGCCAGCGUCAACCUGGGCAUCACCAUGUGCAUAGAGUGCUCCGGCAUCCACAGGAGCCUCGGUGUCCACUUGUCCAAAGUCCGAUCUCUUACACUGGAUUCAUGGGACCCAGAACAAAUUAAGCUACUCUGUAUAUUAGGGAAUGAUGUUGUUAAUGGCAUCUUUGAGGAAUGCAGCUCAGAGGAUGGCAUAAAGAAGCCCACCUCUCACAGCCCACGUCAGGAAAAGGAGACCUGGAUCAAAGAGAAGUAUGUGGAGAAGAGAUUUGUGCGAAAGGCCAAUUCUUCUGACCCAGAAACUGUGAGGUGUGAAGGUGGGAGACGGCUCUACCAGGCAGCCCUCCAGGGGGACCUUGUAUCCAUGGCGGCAGCUCUGGCCCAAGGCGCGGAGGUGAACUGGAGCGACCCACAGCAGGAGGGGAGAACUGCUCUGAUUGGUGCAUCCAUUGGGGGUUCCCUUAUAGCGUGUGAGUUCCUGCUCCAGAACGGAGCCAAUGUAAACCACAGGGACCAGAGGGGCCAGGGGGCUCUUCACGCCGCUGCCAUAGGGGGGCACACAGGGCAUGUGUGCCUGCUCCUAAAGAGGGGAGCCAAUCAGUACGCAGCUGACGAAAAGGGAAAUGACCCGCUUAGCAUUGCCAUGGAGACUGCUCAUGCCGACAUUGUGACCUUGCUGAGAAUGGCCCGUAUGAAUGAGGAGAUGAGAGAUUCUGAGGGAUUCUUUGGUUCGAUUGGCGAUGAUGAAACAUUCCAGGACAUCUUCAGAGACUUCAGCAACAUGGCAUCCCACGAUCCCGAGAAGCUCUCCCGCAGACAGUUCAGUAAGAGCACAGAUGAGGAUGUUGAGGGGAAUCGACUGACGAGUAAUCAACAUGUAGAGGAAGAUGGAAGAGGCGGAGGAGGAGCAGGAGGAGAGGAUACUUAAGAUCAAAUGAUCAGACUUUUAACGUCCAGUGCUCUUAAUCCAGCUGCUGCACGCGUCACAUCUUGUCUUCAUGAGCACUGACUUAAUUGGGUCAGUCUGGACAGUAUUGAUGUUUUUUCUUUUUGUUUAUUUUACUUGUUCAGGAAAGAUAAACCAGGAAGUGUAGUGUUAGACUAACUACACAGUUCCAAAAUAGAGUUACACAAGUUUCAAGUCGGCAUUGGCCAGGAGAAAGAAGAAAAGACUAUUUCCCAUGGGCACAUUUAGAUUGUUUCUCUUUUCCCAGGAACAGAGUGCACCCACCCCCCUCUUCACUGUACAGUCGAUUAUUGAUUGGUGUUCAUGUGAAACGUGAGUUCAGGUUGAAGCAAGGAACCAGGGUAAGU